UCUAGUCGGAUAUUCCCUCUCCCCCUCUACCACCCCUGUUGCCGACGAGUAAACAUUGGGAGCCUUUGGGUCCUUAAGAACCCCAAACCCAGAACCAAUUUGAGGCAACCAUUAUCAGACCCUCCUCGGCUCCUUCUUCCCCAAGUGAAAUGCAUAUGUAGAAAGCCACCCAAAAACCCCAAAAUGUCAGAUGUAAAAUCCAAAAAGUCACAGCUGUUAAUGGUGGUCGAGCAGACACCAUCCCCAUCGGCGGAAGCCAUAGAAACUCAAUUGAGAGGGCCAACGAUCCUCACUGUCGUUUUCGAUGGCGCCGUCACACAAAAUCGUUGGUCUUCCAUGGCCUUGAGGAUGCUGAUUGCUCUGCCGUCCUUGAUUUCCCCCUUUCCUGCAACAAAAACCCCAAACCCCAAAUCCCUAAAUCUCUGUUUCGUUCUCACCAGCGACAGAGAUAGCGAACCCGAAUAUCCACAUCAUGCGCCAAAAGAUCUAUCCCUCCUCUCUGCAUCUACAACCCCAGCGUAUCGAAGAAAUCAAAACUGGAGCUCAUCGACACAAUCUUCAGAAUAUCCAGAUCUUGCCGUCGUCGAGCACUCGUCGAUCCCGAACCCAAAUCCCUUUCUCCGACACGAAUCGAGGCUGUGGAAUCGUCUUAUGGCCGACAAGACAAUGGGUGGAGAGAGGGAGCACGAUGGAGCGUCGGUCACUUGCAGGUCGGUGUGUGCAGCGGUUAGGUAGUGGGUGGAGAGAGGGAGCACGAUGGAGAUGAGGCGGCGCUGAGUGAACGGAAGGGGAAAGAAGAUAGAGGGGAGAGAAAUUAAAAAUGCUUAAUAAAUUUAUUUUUAUUAUUUUUUUAAUAUUUCCACCUCACACCGUUAUUGAUAAAAAUGUUGCCAGAUUAGCUUUUUCGUCAAUCUAGUCAGCACGUUAGAUAACACCGUUAAAGAAUUGGAUGGAAGUGGCUAUUUUGUGCAUUU
Messenger RNA from Linum tenue, 974 nucleotides. Lineage: Eukaryota; Viridiplantae; Streptophyta; Magnoliopsida; Malpighiales; Linaceae. The record is from the annotation of a GenBank genome assembly.